AUGUCGAAAUUAAAUCGCGAUCAAAGUAGUGCAUUACUUCAAGAAGAUGAUGAUGAAUCCAUGGAAUCAGGAACUAAUUUUAGUGACGAAAGUGAUGAGUUAGAUAAAACCACUGACAAUGACGAUUCUUCCAGCGAUUCAGAGGAGACCGGAUUGAGUGACGAGAAUGGUGGCAUAGACGAUCAAUCUGCACGAGCCAUAUCACGUGAUCGUUUUGGGCAGAUAAUGUCUAAGCUAUAUUUUGCUCCAGUUGACAAGCCUGCAGAUGCAGGAAAAACCUAUUACAUUGACGAUUUCAUGAAUUGCUUGAAAACAACUUUCAAAGCCUGCCGGGAUGAUAGUAGCUUCCAAAGUAUCGAUGAACAAAUGACUAAAUUCAAAGGGCGUUCAUCACUCAAGCAAUAUAUGCCACUCAAGCCAGUUAAACGGGGCAUCAAAAUGUGGCUACGCUGCGAUUCUUUGACUGGAUACACCUAUCACAUGAGUAUCUAUUGUGGAAAAGAAGGAUCUGUCCUUGAAGGGACACUCGGCGAACGAGUUGUGAAUGAUCGUGCAGCAACGAUUUCUAACCCUGACGUGACACUUUGCUUUGAUCGUUUUUUCGCCACUGUUAAUCUCAUUAACAACAUACCAUAUCCAGCUUUGGGAAUAUGCAUGUCCAACCGGAAGAGUGUUCCGAAAAUACCAGAAAAAUUGCAGCGAGGCGAAGCUAUUUUCAAAGUUAAUUCGGCGGGUACCAUAGCGGUAAAGUGGCAGGACGUCAAAGAGGUAAUGCUGCUCAGUAACUGCCUCACAUCUGAAAUGAGCACUGUUAGACGCAAAAUGAAAGAUGGAACUGAGGCAGAGUUUCCAUGCCCUGACAUUGUAAAGACGUACCGCGCAAUAAUGGGCGGUGUGGACUUGGCAGAUCAAAUGUCGGGAUUGUAUGAUAUAAACAGAAAAUCAAAUAAAUGGUGGAAAAAAGUAAUUUAUUGUGGCAUGAUGGUGGCUGCUGUAAACACUUGA
Molecule: messenger RNA, 1005 nt
Organism: Anastrepha obliqua
Lineage: Eukaryota; Metazoa; Arthropoda; Insecta; Diptera; Tephritidae
Product: piggyBac transposable element-derived protein 3-like
Exons: 3
Coding region: 1-1005 (334 amino acids)
Source: RefSeq, a predicted model, not a curated record